Molecule: messenger RNA, 298 nt
Organism: Moneuplotes crassus
Lineage: Eukaryota; Ciliophora; Spirotrichea; Euplotida; Euplotidae
Source: the annotation of a GenBank genome assembly
GUCCUGAUGGAUUUUCAAGGCUGACAUUUAAGAACAUUUGCUCUUAUUACAGCAUCCCUCUCGAUAAUGUUCUGAGGCUUUUACAGUUUUGGCAGAUUGCAUAUUCUUUCAUAUAAGCCUUUUAUCGCAUUUUCGAACUGUUUUUGAGUGUGCCUAUCCUUUAUAACCAAUCUUUUCUUUUUCUUUAAAAAACCUGAUAGUUUGAAUUCUGUCUUGAUGAAGAUCUUGAAAUGAUUUAUCUCGAUUCAUUAAUCAAACUAUUUUCUCAAAAUUAUACCAAUAGAUCUUUCUAGUUCUA